UUUUGUGGGCGUUUAUCCCUUUAAUGCUUUGCCACGUUGCGUCCCGUGAGCCUUUUCGCCCCACGUCCCCACUGUAUCCCAUCGUGCCCUGCGCCUUCCGGCUGCGCUUGCGUACAGCCCGCCUUUUCCGGUGCAUCCUAUAUCAUGGCGCAGGGACAGCGCAAGUUCCAGGCACGGAAGCCGGCGAAGAGCAAAGCAGCGGCAGCUGCCUCCGAGCGCAGCCGGGGACCGAGGAAGGGUGGUCGUGUGAUCGCCCCGAAGAAGGCGCGCAUCGUGCAGCAGCAAAAGCUCAAGAAGGACCUGGAGGUUGGGAUCCGGAAGAAGAUUGAACACGACGUGGUAAUGAAAGCCUACAGCAGCCUGCCCAAGAGGCUGGCACUGGUGAAGGCCCCUGCCAAGAAGGAGGCAGCCUCUUCCUCCUCCACCAAGACACCUUCCUAAGGACACCAGCCCAUUGGAGGCCGUUGACACAGCCUCCAUGCUCAGCCCUAUGCAGGUGACCCCACAGGUGGCACCGCAAGGAGGAGCUGGGUUCCCCGGAGCCUUGGGUCAUAUGUACCUCAAGUUUCAUUUGGGGUCUAGCCCGUGAGCAGGUGAUCAGCAGACCUGGAGUGGACUGGUCAGCUUCCCAGGGUGCCAGGGGCUGCAGAAGGAAAGGAAAUGUUCACCAACUUCCUACGUCCCCCUUCUCCGGUCUUUUAUCCACUGGUUUAACCCAGAGCAAUAAACUUGUGAUUCCUCCUGUG
This is a messenger RNA of Enhydra lutris kenyoni (northern sea otter), 746 nucleotides long. Its product is annotated as chromosome unknown C19orf53 homolog. The record is from RefSeq and is a predicted model, not a curated record. NCBI's taxonomy places the organism in Eukaryota, Metazoa, Chordata, Mammalia, Carnivora, Mustelidae. The transcript has 3 exons. Bases 145 to 441 code for a protein of 98 amino acids.